Messenger RNA from Chara braunii, 2639 nucleotides. The record is from the annotation of a GenBank genome assembly. Lineage: Eukaryota; Viridiplantae; Streptophyta; Charophyceae; Charales; Characeae.
GGGCGGGUCGAGCCAACUGGGACCCGCAGUGGGGUCGACUUAGGCUCGAAAGUCCUUCAGGGACGGGAGCUGACCAAUAAGAUGGUGCGAUGGUUGUCACCCCCUGUCUAUUCUAGCGAUCCGGAAAUACCAAUAGACGUAAGGGAAGGGCUGUCUGUUGUUCUCCCGGAGGAAGGGACGUGGACGGACCUGGAACCAGCCUAUGAAACUGUGAUGCUGGACGAGAAGGACGCGUUCCUCUGGAUAGAGACGAUUUGGACUAAGGUCAACCUGACGAGACUCUCACCAAGUUUGAUGGACUUAGAGUUCCGGGGGACGGUGGAAGCCCGAGGGUGGGUCUAUCUAUCCCAGGACCUGGAAAAUGAAGUGGUAAUAGGGUUGGUAUUGGGCGUGGCACCGACAAAGCUGUUUAGACAAGCGGAGCGGGAGAUGGCAUGGGCAGCGUGUCAGCGGGCGAAAAUGGAAAUGGAUAAGAUAGAUGUGCGAGUGGAACUCGGGGACAGAAAGAGUAUGAGACGGCCCCUUAGAACAAUGAGGAAGCCCAAUAAGACGCUUAGGUGGAUCCAGGACCUGCAGAAGCUCAAUGCGGUAACAAUUAGGGACGCAGGCUCGCUUCCACAGGCCGACUUGCUGGCAGAAUCUCAUGCGGGGCGGAGCAUUUACUCCCUGGUAGACUUGUACUCAGGAUAUGAUCAGCUGCCACUCGAUGCGAGGGAUAGACCGUACACCGCAAUGCACACCCCCGUAGGACAGUUGCAGAUGCAAGUGACCCCUAUGGGUUUCACAAAUGCGGUAGCAGAGGCGCAGAGGAGGAUGCUCGCCGUCACAGGCGAUAUGUUUCCAGAAAAGUGCGAGCCAUACAUAGAUGAUAACCCCGUAAAAGGCGCAAGGUACAAAGACGAGACGAAGGUCGAGCCAGGUGUGCGAAAAUUUAUCUGGGAUCACCUGCAGGAUAUCAAGGAUCUCCUACAGCGGGGGGACUUUGUGGUGGAUAACGAAAUGGCCGACGCAACACUUACAACGGGUCAGCUGCUGAUUCAGACUUUGGAAAAGGGCACACCUGCGGUAGUUGCAGAACUCAGGGAAGGACCAGCCACCACAGUUAGACGCAAAGAGGAAAAUGACUCUUGGGGAGCAGAUUUAGGGACCAGAGAGGAACUGAUGGCAAUGGCCGUGGAAGGGGGAGGGGACGCCGUGAUGACGUUGGCCAAAACUUGGGCACAGAAGGAGUGCCAGUACCUAGUCAACCAGACCCGGGAGGAGCAGGGUACGGAUCAGAAGGAACAAGAAUUCUUCCUCAUACAGAUGUACGAGGGCGUCUUUAGAGAAAUCGACCUGAUGCUUGUAGGGAACAAACAGCCCACGGAAGUUAGUCCCAAGGCAAGGGAGGAAGUCGAAACGUAUGUCCUAAGAAACGACCAGCUGUUCAAGAAAGAGGAAGGGAUGAUGCCUAGACGUGUCGUUUGUGGGAGGUCCAGGCAGCUGGACGUAAUUCAGGCAAUGCAUGAUGGGCUAGUUGGAGGUAACCGGUCGUCUGAGGGGACACUUGCAAAGAUCGUGCCCCUGUACUUCUGGCCAGGAAUGGCAGGCAUGGUCGCGACGUACUGUCAGACGUGUUUGAUAUGCCAAGAAUGGAGCUCCGUGCGAAUUUACGAGCCACUUAGACCCACACGGGUACUGGGACCCGGCCACCUUGUUCACCUUGAUCUUGCGGUCAUGCCCGUAUCGACGGAUGGGUUCAGGUACAUCCUGGAUGCGAGGGACAAUCUCAGUGGUUAUGUAGAGGCCGUAGCUCUCAAGAGGAAGACAGGGAAAGCAGUGGCUGAUUGGGUGGAAGAUUUCUACUUAAGACACCCCUUCAUGCGCAGGUUUAUAGCAGACAAUGGGACAAAAUUCGUUAACCAGGAGGUGUUGAGCAGGCUUAAGGCACUGUGCGUACCAAUCAAGAUCACUGAGCCCUAUCACCCCGAGGCAAAUGCACCAGUAGAAAGGGGGCACCGGACCUUAAAAAACACAAUCGCUAAACUUGCAGCAGACAACUUGGGAAGCUGGCCACGGUACCUUAAGCAGGCAGUCUUCGCUGAGAACAUGACACCAAAGAGAACGACGGGAUGCAUCCCAGCAGAGCUAUGGUACGAAAGGGAGAUUGACUUCCCAGUGGAGGCCCUCAUCCCUACCUGGAACAGAUUAGACGAUAAUCCGCACCUGACCACGAAAGAGUUAAUCACUACACGUUGCCAGCAGGUCGCCAGGAAUGAGGAAGCACUGGAGGAAGUAGUCAACCGUGUAACGGAUAGCCAAAUGAAGGACAAAGCAAGGUGGGAUCAGGUCAAGAACAUUCGGAAGGAGCCACUCCAAGUGGGGGAGAACGUGCUAGUUAGAAACUCGGCCCUUGAAAGCUCAUGGUCUGGGCAGCUGGGGAAGAGAUUCAAAGGGCCUUACAUGAUUGCUAAACGGGUGGGACUGAAUGCGUUCGAACUUGAGGAUCUUGAUGGUACUAGCAUAAGAGGACCAUUUCCGGGGCAGAGAUUAACCCGAUCUUUUAGCAGGGAUCCGGUGGAACAAUGGUUACAAGAAGCUCAGGACAGGGAAAGUGGGGAAUUGACAAUCUGAAAGGCAGGAAACUGGCUAUGAGUUCU